AUGUCACCACCACCAUGGGAAGCUCUCAACCUCGUAGCCACUUGCCUUGACCCCAAAACCCUAGCCAUAGCUUCAUGCGUGUCAAAGUCAUGGUUCUCUUCUCUGUCUUCCGAUCAUAUUUGGAAACCCAUCUUGGCCACCCACUUCCCCUCUCUAACCACCCUUCCUUCCGCCGUGACCCACCGCCGCCUUUUUGCAAUGGGCUACGCCGCAGCUGCACUCCGUAGCAAGGGGCCCCCGAAGCCGACCCUCUCCCUCGGGGACCUCGUCUUCGCCGUCUCCGUCUCUACGAGUGACGGUGAUGUGGUCUCCGGUGUGAGGCCCGGUGACGGGCUCCGCAUGGAGGCGGCGGGGGUGUUUCGCUUUGGCGUGGGGUGUGACGACGCGGUCUUGAGGGAGGUGGAGGAGAAGAAGGUGAGGGUGACGUGGAAUGUGGUGCUGAGAGGGUGGGGAGGGGUUUUCACGAUGGUGGAGCGCGAGAGGGAAAUGGGGUUGGUGGGCGGUAGCGAGGGGUGGUUCUGGCAGGAGCUUCCGCCUGCUGGGUGCUGCUCCGGCGCGGUGGGGAGCGCGAUGGUGGGGGAUUUGAAGGUGGGGAUGUGUGAAGUGAAGGGUGGGAAUGGGGUGAGGGUGGAUGAAGUGAGUGUGGGGAUUUUGAGUGUUGUGGAUUGGAGGUAUGUUAGUGUUGAAGAUGGGCUCAGGAUAAGGCAACAUGUAAAGCCACGUUUCGGUGUUUUAAUUUCGUUUCGGACAGAAAUCAACACAAAACGGUGGUGGGAGCUUUCGAACAUAGAGCAUUCACUUCACCAGAAGAAGGCCUUCUUCACCUUUUCAUAUUUUGUUCCAUCGUCAUCAUCCACUUUCCACUUAAUGGUCAUGGCAACUAUGGUGUCUGAACCUGCUUGUCCAACAAGAACGGUUCAUGAUGUUGCAUCUUCUGUCAGCUCUAAAUGGCACUCUUCUCCGUGGAAGAAGAAGCCGCAUGCCCGGCUGCUUCAAUGUUCUCUCAGAAUUAGAGCUUGUAAUAAUUCCAUGGCUAACAACAAGGACAUCUACAAACAAGUGGGUCUAUUUUCUCUAAAAAAGAAAAUUGAAGAUGCAGUUCUUCGGGCCGAAACAUUCGCAUCAACAGCCUUGGAAAUGGAACAAGCAACAUGGAUUAAGCAAGAAGAAAUGGUACGUGAUUUUGAUAUGUGGGAUGAUCCAGCUAAGUCCAAUGACGUCCUUGUCAAGUUGGCUAAUAGUGCCAAAGUUGUUGAUUCCCUAAAGGACAUGAAAUACAAGGUGAUGGUAGAGGAAGCAAAGCUAAUCAAUCAGUUGGCUGAGAUUAAUGCUAUUGAUUGCGGGCUUUAUAAACAAGCAUAUGAAGCAUCAUUGGCUGUGAGUGAGAUUCUAGAUCAGUAUGAGAUUUCUAAGCUUCUUAAGGGGCCAUUUGAUUUGGCAGGAGCAUGUUUGGUCAUAAAAGCUUCACCUAAUGGCACCCAUCCAAAGCUCUGGGCAGAACAGCUCCUAAAUAUGUAUCUUAGAUGGUCCAAAAGACAGGGUUAUGAAGGAAGGAUUGUCGACAACUGUCCCAUCAAGAAUGGAGGAAUUAAUUCUGCAACUAUUGAGUUUGAAUUUGGGUGUGCAUAUGGUUAUCUUUCAGGGGAAAAAGGAGUUCACCACUUGAUAAGAGGUUCUUCAAAUGAAUCUUCUCAGCUUGAGGUUAGCUCAGCAACUGUAGAUGUUAUUCCCAUGUUCUUUGAGAAUUCUUGUGAUCUUGAAAUUGAUUCUGAGGAUUUGAUUAUCUCAUCUCCCUCCAUUCAAGGGGAAAACAAGAGACAAACAGAUCUUUCAGUUUGCAUUCAGCAUGUACCUACUGGCAUAAGUGUCCAAUCCUCUGGUGAGAGAAGCUACUUUGCAAAUAAGAUGAAAGCACUAAACAGACUGAAAGCUAAACUUCUAGUGACAGCAAGGGAACAAGAUGUUGCAAGUAUAAAAAGUAUACAGAAAGACAAGAUUUUCAAUCCAUGGCAAGAAGAAACUAGAAGGUAUGUUUCUCAUCCGUACAAGUUAGUACAUGAUGUAAAGACAGGCAUUGAGGUGCCAGACCUGAAUUAUGUUCUUGAGGGGAGUAUUGGAACCCUUAUUGCAGCUCACAUUAAUAGCAGAGCCAUGUCAUAA
This is a messenger RNA of Sphenostylis stenocarpa, 2160 nucleotides long. The record is from the annotation of a GenBank genome assembly. Lineage: Eukaryota; Viridiplantae; Streptophyta; Magnoliopsida; Fabales; Fabaceae.